ACUGUGUCAGGGGGUGGUCUCCACUCCCACAAAUAUGGAAAGUUUUCAGGGAAGGGCCUCUGCCUGAGACAGUUUCCAUAAGAGGAAAGUUUUGCGGUUUUGAGGAGGAACCGAGAGAGUGCCUCUUUUUACACAAAGCUUUGCCUUUGCUUUAAAUUGAAGAAGAAAGGGAAAAUAAUGGUGGUCUUGAACUCUGAAGAAAUAGAAAGAGAAACAAGGAACAGGAGAGAGAAAUGGAGUUGAUGAAUGGUUUCUUAUAGUAAUAAUAACAAAAGCCUCUCUUUCUUGAUUUUGAUUUGUGGGUUGUUAUGGGGAGAGGGAAAGUGGAGUUGAGGAGGAUUGAGAAUGGGGCGCAGAGGCAGGUUACGUUCUCAAAGAGGAAGGCGGGUUUGUUUAAGAAGGCCAGAGAGAUUUCGGUUUUGUGCGAUGCCCAGGUCUUGCUUAUCGUCUUCUCUUCUGCUGGAAAGCUUUACGAGCUCUCGAGCCCCUGUUCAUUUGGGGUGAAGAAGUUCAUGGAGAAGUAUGAGAGGGCCACUCAGAGCAAGUUCUGGGAGAAAGAAUACAUGGAGAUAAGAUCAGAGAUUAAGAAGGCCAAGAAAGUCAGUGACCAGUUACAGAAGGAAUUGAGAUUCCUCAGGGGUGAGGAGGGAAUCGCCUAUUCCUUACCUGUGUUGAACUAUCUUGAACAAAAUCUUGAGAAAGCCAUCUCAAGGGUCCGAGGAGAGAGAGACAGAAUCAUUCAGGAGGAAAUAGACCACCUUGCUAACAUGGAGAUAGUCCAUCAGGAAGAAAGAGAGAAGCUUCAAGAGAAGAUCAGCCAAAUUCCACGUAAUGGACGCCCCUCAUCGCCAUGUUUCACGCAUGGCCUCCGUUUAAACUCAUCUCAUGCAAUGAUGGAUCAUGAAUUGGACCUGAAAUUGGGUCCAAGUACCAUGGUGAAUCACAAUUGAAGGUGGUUAAAUUGCAGAAAUGUUUGAAUAGAAAUGAGGGAGAUCAAGUUUUGUGAUCUCUAUUUAUGAAGAUUCCCAAAGUACUUUGGAUAUUGUAGCUUUUAUUCUAUGUUUUACAUUUCACUGUUGUUUUUGCUUUGGUAGCUUACUGUUGGAUGCUUUUAAAAUAUUAAAAACAAUCAAGGCCACAAGUUUAAGGGCUUUGUACUUUUGCUA
Molecule: messenger RNA, 1166 nt
Organism: Amborella trichopoda
Lineage: Eukaryota; Viridiplantae; Streptophyta; Magnoliopsida; Amborellales; Amborellaceae
Product: MADS-box transcription factor 32
Biological process (GO): positive regulation of transcription by RNA polymerase II
Cellular component (GO): nucleus
Molecular function (GO): DNA-binding transcription factor activity; protein dimerization activity; RNA polymerase II transcription regulatory region sequence-specific DNA binding
Source: RefSeq, a predicted model, not a curated record